Molecule: messenger RNA, 468 nt
Organism: Lachancea nothofagi CBS 11611
Lineage: Eukaryota; Fungi; Ascomycota; Saccharomycetes; Saccharomycetales; Saccharomycetaceae
Source: the annotation of a GenBank genome assembly
AUGCCCUCAAAAAACUCUAUCAACAGGCCUAAACAACAGAUCAACAUAAAUCGGAGAACUCAAUCUUUGGCCAAGAAAAGAGAUGCCAUGGAAAAGGCCGGUUUGUUGCAGCCUGCCAGAUCUGCCGAGUCCUCUAAAUCUGGUCUAGCAAGAUCUGUGCCGAUCGAUUUAUACAAGGGUGAAGGAUUAACUGCGGGGCCUCUCACCACCAAGACUCUUUCGAAGAAGAGAGCUAAGAAGAUUGAAAGAAACCUUAAAUACGCUGAGCAAAGAAAGCUGCUCGUUGAUGUUCAAAAGAAGAGUGAGGACAGUAUGGAACUCGAUCAAGUCAAGAAAAUCGAGCCUACUAAGACUCCAUUGGAAAGAGUUAAAGCCGCAUUUUUCAAAGCUAUGGAAGACACAACAAGUUCUGGUUUGGUUUUAGAGAAUGGUUCCGGUACUACUUUAGGUGGUCCCUUCUUCCCCUGA